This is a messenger RNA of Linum tenue, 1962 nucleotides long. NCBI's taxonomy places the organism in Eukaryota, Viridiplantae, Streptophyta, Magnoliopsida, Malpighiales, Linaceae. The record is from the annotation of a GenBank genome assembly.
AUGAAAUCCGCAACCAGGUUGGAAUUCACUAGGCCAACUCAAAGAUCAAUCAUCAACAAGAGGAAGAAACAGGUGCCAUUCAUCAUCAGUACUACAAUGGGCGUCUUCAGGAACAGCCCAAGGGAAUCACCAAGGGAAAGAUCAUCAUCCACAAUGCUGCAUCACUUGUUCAACUUGGAAUCAAACAAGGGAAGCAGCAACAACGAGUGUUACAACGGUCUUGUAACCAACAAGCAAGAAGAUGAAGAAAUCAUAUCCCUGGUAUCCCACUGCACUACCACCAUCUUCACUUUUGUCGAUGAUGACUUGGAGUCUUCCUCUGCACAAGAAGCGAAGAGGGUCAAGCUCCUCCGGCUUCUCUCUAUCAUAAAAUCGCUCAAACGGGAGCUUCUAGAUCACGUUGUUACCUCCCUCGUGACCAUGAUCUCGGCCAAUCUCAUCAGGCCGCUCCCUCCAUCAUGUAACAACAAUGUUCAUCACCCGACCCCAGCUGAGGAAAGUGAGGACCUCAAAUCCUCACUCUCCCCUCUCUGGUCUCACCUCCAACCCAUCUAUGAAAUCCUCAUCCGCCUCCUUAUUAACGUGGAUCCCAAAUCACACCAUUCCCGUCUCAUUAUCGAUCGCCAGUUCCUCCUCAGUCUCCUGGACCUCUUCCAGUCUGAGGACUUGAGAGAGCGUGAGAGCUUGAAGAAUGUUUACCACAGGAUAUAUUCAAAGUUUACAUUCUAUCGAGCGUUCAUGAGGAAAUCGAUGAAUGAUGUCCUGUUACACUAUGCUUUUGAGGCCGAGAAGCACUCGGGGAUAGGCGAGCUGCUUGAGAUAUGGGGGAGUAUCAUAAAUGGAUUUACCGUGCCGUUAAAGGAAGAGCAUAAGUUGUUCUUGAUGAGGGUGUUGAUUCCUUUGCACAAGACUAAAGGGAUGAUGGUUUAUCACAGGCAGCUGGCUUACUGUGUCUCUCAGUUCGUGCAGAAGGAGCCUAUUCUUGGUGGGUUGGUUAUUAGAGGGAUCCUGAGGUACUGGCCUAUUACCAAUUGCCAUAAGCAGGUCUUGCUGAUCAGUGAAUUGGAAGAGCUGGUGGAGAAUAUUAGUCCUGACCAUUAUAGAAGGCUGGCUUUGCCAUUGUGUACCCAAGUCACAAGAUGCCUCAACAGUUGGAACUCACAGUUUGUUCCUGUUUUUCUUGGAUUCCCUGUGUCUACGUUGGUCGCAGAGCGAGCUCUCUACUUGUGGAACAACGAUAUUUUUGUGAAGAUGGCAACAUCCGCGAUCGAAGAUGUGUUCCCAGUGGUGGUGGAAGGGAUGGAGAAGAACAUGAAAUGGCACUGGAGCAGCAGCGUGAAGCAACUGACGGAGAAUGUGAAGAAGAUGCUGGAAGAGAUGGAUCCUACCCUUUACGACAAGUGUCUCCAGGAGAUCGGCCACAAGGAUUUCGUCGUGAGGCAAGAGGAGACGAAGAGGAAGGCUAGAUGGGCAAGAGUUGAAUUGCAGGCAGCCAUGAAUAUUAGCAUCAACCAUCAUCAACUUCAUGACGACAUUCUUCAGCCGCAGCUGCAUUACAUUGUUGUUUCCCAUUAGAGCUCUGCAGCAAAAAGAUCAAAGACCUUGUUAUGGAAUUGCCCUGCUCCUACAUGCCUUAGUAAACUAAUUAAUCCACCCGUUAAAAAAUUCAGUGGUGUUUGAUUUUAUUUUUUUCAAUAAUUUGAUUUGUUGUUUUGUGUUGCUUUGUGGUUUUAUUCCUGUUCUUUUUAUAUGGUUCAAGGGAUGGAAUACCCAUAUAGACUCAUUGUGUGAGAUUAGCCAACUUUGGAAUCGGUUAAAAUGGAAAGAAAGAAGGUGAAACCAUUGGGAGAUGACAAUGACUUGAUUCUACCCUUUUUUUAUGCAUAUAGAUCAACUUAAUCUCAUGUCAAUUUGGUAGAUCAUAUCUCUCGUUUGAUACUGAUAUACAAAAAAUAAAAUUUA